Molecule: messenger RNA, 1996 nt
Organism: Carcharodon carcharias (great white shark)
Lineage: Eukaryota; Metazoa; Chordata; Chondrichthyes; Lamniformes; Lamnidae
Product: tubulin beta chain-like
Exons: 4
Coding region: 1-1335 (444 amino acids)
Biological process (GO): microtubule cytoskeleton organization; mitotic cell cycle
Cellular component (GO): microtubule; cytoplasm
Molecular function (GO): structural constituent of cytoskeleton; GTPase activity; GTP binding
Source: RefSeq, a predicted model, not a curated record
AUGCGAGAGAUCGUGCAUCUUCAGGCGGGCCAGUGUGGCAACCAGAUCGGGGCCAAGUUCUGGGAAGUUAUCAGUGAUGAGCAUGGCAUCGAUCCUACCGGAACCUACCAUGGAGACAGUGAUCUCCAGCUGGAGAGAAUUAAUGUCUAUUAUAAUGAGGCUACAGGUGGCAAGUAUGUGCCUCGUGCUGUCCUCAUGGAUUUGGAACCUGGUACUAUGGACUCAGUUCGCUCUGGUCCCUUUGGGCAGAUUUUCAGACCAGAUAACUUUGUGUUUGGUCAGAGUGGUGCUGGUAACAACUGGGCCAAAGGACAUUACACUGAAGGUGCUGAACUGGUUGACUCUGUUCUGGAUGUGGUGAGGAAGGAGGCUGAGAGCUGUGAUUGUCUCCAGGGAUUUCAGCUCACCCAUUCACUGGGUGGUGGUACUGGUGCUGGCAUGGGCACACUCCUCAUCAGCAAGAUCCGUGAAGAAUACCCGGACAGAAUCAUGAACACAUUUAGUAUUGUACCCUCACCAAAAGUGUCGGACACUGUAGUAGAACCUUAUAAUGCCACUCUCUCUGUUCAUCAGCUUGUGGAGAACACUGAUGAGACUUACUGUAUUGAUAAUGAGGCACUGUAUGACAUCUGUUUCCGUACCCUUAAACUGACAACUCCCACUUAUGGUGACCUGAACCAUCUUGUGUCAGCGACCAUGAGCGGUGUAACAACCUGUCUGCGUUUCCCUGGUCAGCUGAAUGCUGACCUGCGUAAACUAGCAGUGAACAUGGUCCCCUUCCCCCGUCUGCACUUUUUUGUGCCAGGUUUUACUCCUCUGACCAGCCGUGGCAGUCAGCAGUACCGUGCCCUCACAGUACCUGAGCUUACCCAGCAGAUGUUUGAUGCCAAGAAUAUGAUGGCUGCCUGUGACCCUCGACAUGGCCGCUACCUGACCGUUGCUGCUGUAUUCCGGGGUCGCAUGUCCAUGAAAGAGGUGGAUGAGCAGAUGUUGAAUGUACAGAACAAAAACAGUACUUAUUUUGUUGAAUGGAUUCCCAAUAAUGUUAAGACAGCUGUCUGUGACAUCCCACCUAGAGGCCUCAAGAUGUCUGCCACCUUCAUUGGCAACACAACAGCCAUUCAGGAACUGUUUAAACGCAUCUCUGAGCAGUUUACUGCCAUGUUCCGGAGGAAAGCUUUCUUGCAUUGGUACACUGGUGAGGGCAUGGAAGAGACUGAGUUCACUGAGGCAGAGAGUAAUAUGAAUGACCUGGUAUCUGAGUACCAGCAAUACCAGGAUGCCACGUCUGGAGAGGAGGCUGAAGAAGAAGAAUUAGGCGGAGAAGAAAAUUAAACUAUAUAUUGUGUAUUAUCUACAAAGCUUCUGAUGUGCAUGUUCUCUUUUGCCAUUCUGCUCUUUCUUGUUUUGAUAUCAAAUGCUACUUUGUAAGGGAAUAAAUUUAAAUAAUUGCAAUGCAGUUUUGUUGGAGUGUUGUUUUCAAAUUUUGAACCCAAUGUGUUUGUAUUAUUUAAUGAGAGAUCUUCAACCCCAGACAGAUAGUGAUCCAUUUGAUCUAUAAAAUGUAUAGUAGUUAAGUGAAGAUAUUUUAAUUAUAUAACGAUUGGUGCAACGUAAAGAAAAGACUUUUAAUGAGAUACGUACAGAUAUUAAAUAAUUAGAAAAUUAUUAUUCUGUAUCUUAAUAAAAAUCUUCAGUUGAUCUUCUGGUCUACAAAACCUUACUUCCUGCUUUCACACAUUUCCAUUAUAAAUUCCCAAUAUCUCUAUUGUAAUGGAAAUUGCCUAUGUAAACUCAGCACUUGUAAUUGCAUAAUAUGGCCACUGGGUUACUUUUUCCACAGGCCCUGCUAAAUGCUUUCUAGACAUUUGCCACGAACAUUUUUGAUCCACUAUUUUCAUUCAAUAGCUGAAAUUUCUAUGUCCAAAGUAAUGGUUAUACUAAAUAUAUAUUUUUAAUGGCAUAAUUUGUGAUUAAAAUGUAUCCAUUGAAUUGU